Molecule: messenger RNA, 3533 nt
Organism: Sceloporus undulatus (fence lizard)
Lineage: Eukaryota; Metazoa; Chordata; Lepidosauria; Squamata; Phrynosomatidae
Gene: SLC25A19
Product: solute carrier family 25 member 19
Exons: 7
Coding region: 204-1178 (324 amino acids)
Biological process (GO): thiamine pyrophosphate transmembrane transport
Cellular component (GO): mitochondrial inner membrane
Molecular function (GO): thiamine transmembrane transporter activity
Source: RefSeq, a predicted model, not a curated record
GGCAGUACUCCUCGUCCUCGCCGAAACUAGAGAGAGGCGCCUCUCCUCUGCGUCCUCGCUAGCUGCCUGCCUCGGAAGGAUGGGAGGAGGCUCCUCGCCGCGGCCCUUGGCCUCCGGCUGUGCUUCCUUGCCCGGAGGAGGAUAGCCAGCAUCAGGGCCAGAGGACUGGAUGGAUACUGAAGCUGCCUGUGGACCCUGGAGUGAUGGUUGGCUAUGACCCAGAUUCCCAGUGUGCAUCCCUUUCAACAGGAGAAAUAGCAGCAGCUGGAUCUGCAUCUGGAUUGGUUACUCGGGCAAUGAUCAGCCCCUUUGAUGUCCUAAAGAUCCGUUUUCAGCUUCAGAUAGAACAACUGUCACCCAAAAACCCACAGGCUAAGUAUCAUGGUAUUUGGCAGGCUUUUUGGAUGAUUCUUCAAGAGGAGAGCCCAAGAGCUUUCUGGAAGGGACAUGUCCCUGCUCAGCUCCUCUCAAUUACCUAUGGGGCUGUCCAGUUCGUAAGCUUUGAACUUCUGACAAAAUUGAUGUACCAUGCCACAUCUUAUGAUGCCCGUGCCUUCUCUGUGCACUUUGUCUGUGGUGGGAUAUCUGCUUGUGCUGCCACUGUGACAGUGCAGCCUCUGGACACGUUGCGCACUCGCCUUGCUGCCCAAGGGGAGCCAAAGCUUUACAGGAAUGUCCGCCAUGCUGUAAAAAGCAUGUACCAGGGAGAAGGGCUGCGGUCUUUCUAUAGGGGGCUCACUCCUACCACCAUCGCUGUUAUCCCUUAUGCUGGUUUCCAGUUUUCUUUCUAUAAUCUCUUGAAAAAGCUGUAUGACUGGAUUUUUCCAAAUGAAGAAAUGAAAAAAGGAAAUGUUAAAAACUUUGUGUGUGGCAGCUGUGCUGGAGUCCUCAGCAAAACCCUCACUUAUCCUUUUGACCUGUUCAAGAAACGACUCCAAGUGGGUGGCUUUGAACAAGCUCGAGCAUCAUUUGGGCAGGUGCGGACAUACACUGGUUUACUGGAUUGUGUCCAACAGGUUGCACGGGAUGAGGGUGCUGGGGGAUUCUUCAAGGGCCUUUCCCCAAGCUUGCUGAAAGCUGCUUUGUCGACAGGCUUCACCUUCUUCUGGUAUGAGCUGUUCUGCAGUCUCCUGGCUACUCUGAAGGAUUCAGGUGCCUCAAAGAAGCAGAAAGGCUGAUGUCUGCAAGAGCUGCUGCCUGCAGUACUUCUUGCUGAAAUGUUUUUAGCAGCCUUUCCACUGUAUUGUGAGUGAGUGUGGAGGGUUUGGCAGAGCUGGUUUUGUCUUUUUGCCAAAGCCCCAGGUGCAUAUUACUAAUCUGUUUGCUGCAAACAGAAGGAACUGGCCCCAUGUACUGUUGGUCAAGGGCAUUGUGGACCUCUCCUUCCUGCUGCUAGCUGCUGCACCAAGCAUUUCCUCUACUGUCUCCUGUGGCACCAGCCUUCAUUCCUGGAAAAUUAUACAAAUAUCACCACUGAGCAACCUCUUAUGCAGCAAAGUUUGCUCAAAUAAUGAAGAGAAUUCUUAUCCUGUUUGCAAAACCCGUUCCUCUAAUUCCCACCCUCUCAUUAUUGAGGCUAUUCUAGCUUUCCACUACUGACAUAGUGACCUACCCUCCACCUCUCCUGAGACAGUAUCUUACUCCAGUUGGCUCCUGCACUUGACUUAGUUCCUGGCCAAGUUUCUCCAGCACUGACAAUGACUAUAAGCCAGAGGUGCACAGUUCAUGCUAGGGGUACUCUGAUAAUAAUUUGGAGGGGAUGCCUUCCUGUUAGCCACCCACAGUGGUGCUUUUGGUACAGUGAAAGUAUAGUAUCCUAAACUGGACGGUGUGGGUUUUUGUUCCUUACUUUUCUUGUCUUAAAGCUUAUCAUGAUACCACGAUGUUUCAUCAGUGAUGGACCCCACUGUGUAAAAAAAAAAAAACAACACACAAAAUGAAUAGCAUGCUGCCAAAGGAAGACAAGCCUCCAGAGCUGUCUUCAGGUAUAUCCAGCUAUGAUUUUUGAGAGUGAUUCUGCAUCCACUGCCCAUUUGUGUUCUGUAUCAGCAGUUCUACUGUUGUAUUUUACAUGCGCAUCCAGAUACACUCAUGUCUCCAUGUUUCCAUGUGUCUCUUUAAACAAUACUUGAAUGCUUCCUUUAUUAUAAACUCACCCCUCUCUGGGAUAAAAUUUAUCCCAGAACCAAGUUUCUUGUGCAGGCAAAACAAAAUACUUUUUGGAGCAAACAAAUCAGGAACUAACAUUUUGCAGACAGAGAAGCUAAUCUGGUCCAUUUGUCUUGUUGAACUUGGCUAUUAAUAUGUAUGAAGAAACAGGGACAUAAAAUCAGCCUAGAAACAUGGCAGUCAACUCCUAUUGGAGGCUUACAGUAUGUCCAAGCUCUGCAAGAGAGUGGAAGAUUGGUGCUAAGAAUCCAUGGGCUGAUUUAGAGCAUUUGGCCUCUAUAGGUUUUGUAUAGAUGCUAUGUUCUUUCUAUUUUAAUUUUUUAUUUUUAUUAAACAUGGAAAGACAUACAGAUACAGAUACAUGUGGAUGGUAUGUUCUAAUAAAUUGGAUGUGCCUGUGCUUAUGAAGUUUUACUUGCUAUUAAAAAGAGAAGCAAUUGUCUUAUUUCAGUCUAUUCCACUCCCUCCACUGCCUGGCCAUUAAGUCAUGGAUCUUAUAAUUAAUAUUGUGCCUUAUAUUAGCAACAUAUCUAGAUACACUUUACUCAGCAGCACCUUAAAUUCUAGGUCUCUAUUAGACAUCAUAGCUAGAGUCUUAGGCAUCUGUACCUUUGGAAACUACUCAAAUAUGCAUAAUGCAUCCAGUGACACUUAAUCCCCAGUAGUUGAAGUAUACCUCUAGGAUUGUGCAAUGCAGGAACAAGAGAGAGAAGUUUCAGGGUAAAUGACUGAGCAGCUUUUGUUUUUCAGCUCUCAUUGUUUUAUUAGAGCCUAAUCCAUUAUGGCAUUUGCAUUUUCCAUAUGACAAGUUAUUUUGCAAGGGCAGGGCUUCUAAGGAUAUGGACCAGCCUAUAUGGAACAAGUUUUAUCUUUAAAUAAAUAAAUGUAUUCAACGUGAAUCUAUCCUGUGAUUACAUUACUGUUGCUGUGUGCCUUCAAGUCAUUUCUGACUAUGGCUACCCUAAGGUGAAUCUAUCAUGAGGUUUUCUGGAGCUGAGAGAAUGCAGCUUGCCUGAGAUAAUUCAGUGGAUUCUAAACAUCCUGAUUUCCCUGUGUGUGGCGACAUCCCCUAUCAUUCGCUUGCUCGCUUAUGUGAAGAUCUGUAAUGUAUGUAUGGGGGGGGAUUGGGGGAGGGAAUGCAAGUGAGCAAGCAAAUGAUGUGAGGGAGAGGGGAUGUGUGUGCUGCAUUCACUGACAAAAACAAAGAUGAUACAACGAGGGGGAGAGUAAAAACAAAAAGGAAUGUGAUACUCAAGCAGGGGGGGAGGAAGAUUGAAUGGGUAGCCUGAUCUAGCCCCUUGCCACUCUGGACAUAUUAUAGAAUAAAAGAUAAAUAAAAUACAGUUUUAUUUUUUAUUUCUCCA